Molecule: messenger RNA, 1365 nt
Organism: Drosophila obscura
Lineage: Eukaryota; Metazoa; Arthropoda; Insecta; Diptera; Drosophilidae
Product: galactose mutarotase
Exons: 1
Coding region: 72-1244 (390 amino acids)
Biological process (GO): beta-D-galactose catabolic process via UDP-galactose, Leloir pathway; glucose metabolic process
Molecular function (GO): carbohydrate binding; aldose 1-epimerase activity
Source: RefSeq, a predicted model, not a curated record
AAAAAUUAGAAUUUAAAAAAUUAAAAGUUUAAAUUGAAAAAGUUUCCAAUAAAAAAAAAAAACCAUAAAUCAUGGUUCAAGUUGUGGAGGACAUUUUUGGCAUUGCCACAAAUCCGUUUACGAAAAAAGCUCAAGUGAUCCGCCGCUACACCAUGACGAACUCGAAUCACAUGUCCGUGGGCAUCAUCACAUUGGGGGCCACCAUACAGAAUAUUCGGGUGCCCGAUGCCUACCACGAGACGGCGGAUGUGGUCCUGGGCUUCGACGAUAUCGCUGGCUAUCUCAAGCAUCAGGAUUUGAAGUUUGGCUGCACUUUGGGCCGUGUGGCCGGGCUGGUCAGCAAUGGUGAGUUCAUUUUGGACGAGCAUCGUGUGAUUGUUUCGAAAAAUCUCGAUCAGAGGCAUCACAUCGACGGUGGUUUGAUCGGCUUUGAUAAAGUCAUCUGGGAUUUGCAUUUGAUGCGGCCGGAUGGGAUAACACUGAGCCAUGUCUCGAAGGCGGGACACGAGGGCUUUCCCGGCCGCCUAGCCGUCAUGAUUCACUUCACCAUCGACGACGAGAGUCGCCUGUUCAUUCGCAUCGAGGCCAAAUCGGAUAAGACCACGCCCGUCGACAUUUGCAAUCACACAUACUUCAAUCUGGCGGGCCACAAGGCCGGCGUUGAGGGCCUCUUCGAGCAUCGAUUCUACAUGGAAAGCAAGGAGACAAUCGAAACGACCACCACCGAUAAUCUGCUGCCCACGGGCCGCUGCAAGUCCGUCAAUAACUCGGUGUAUGACAUCCGCCUGCCCGUCUUUAUGGGCGAUCGUGUGCGCCAGUUCAAGGAUAUGCCCGUGCCCGGCUAUCACGUGAGCUAUGCCUUGUCCAAGGAGGCCACGAAUCUGGACACACGAUACCUGGGACGCUUCCUGCACAGUCCGACUGGACGCUACAUGGAUAUCUACAGCAAUCAGCCGGCAAUGCACUUCUCCACGGCCAAUCGGUUUCCCAAGUCGUCGCACGGCGAGGAUCCCAUUAUGGGUAAGAAGUGCACACGAUAUUGGCAGCACAGCGGCUAUGUGCUGCAGUUUAUGGGCUUUCCCGAUGCCUUAAAUCAGACAAUGUUCCCCACCAUCAUCAUUCUGCCGGGUGAGAACUAUUUCAAUGAGACCAUCUAUCAGUUCUGUGUGAAAGAGCCAUGGCAGUGCUGUGCCACACCGGAGGAGCUCGCGGCCAUGGACGAGGAUAUGGUUAAGAAUUCAUAAAGAGAACUCAGUGGAUGUAGUAGAAAUCACAAAGAACAUUCCCUAAAUUAUUAUUAUUAUUAUUAUAUUUUUAAAAAUAGUUUUUCUUCAAUUAUGUGCUUAAAACAAUUAAAUUCUUGAA